Messenger RNA from Anoplophora glabripennis (Asian longhorned beetle), 422 nucleotides. RefSeq names its product cuticle protein 19-like. Gene Ontology annotation, cellular component: extracellular matrix. Lineage: Eukaryota; Metazoa; Arthropoda; Insecta; Coleoptera; Cerambycidae. The record is from RefSeq and is a predicted model, not a curated record. The transcript has 3 exons. Bases 39 to 422 code for a protein of 127 amino acids.
CCGCAAGUAACAUUUCAUACAUACAAUUACAUUUCAAAAUGGAAAAAAUUGUCUUAGUUGUGCUUUCCGCUGUCAUUUUGGGCGCUUCAGCUGGACAUCUUCAGGACCAAGCUCAAUACACCUUUGAGUAUGGUGUCCAUGAUCCCCACACCAACGACAUCAAAUCGCAGCAUGAGCAACGGAUUGGCCACCACAUAACUGGAAGCUACACCCUGAAAGAGGCUGACGGUACUACUAGAAUAGUUAAAUACAGAUCAGGACCUCACACUGGCUUCGAGGCGGUAGUGGAAAGGAUUGGACAAGCCCAACAUCCUAGCCAGUAUGCUCCUGGACAUGGUCAUGCGCAAGGUUUCGGAGGAGCCACCAGCCAUGUUGGAGGCACCCAUUGGUCCAAUCAGGGACCUGAAGGACACGGACAUUAA